This is a messenger RNA of Nicotiana tabacum (common tobacco), 1977 nucleotides long. RefSeq lists its product as uncharacterized. The record is from RefSeq and is a predicted model, not a curated record. NCBI's taxonomy places the organism in Eukaryota, Viridiplantae, Streptophyta, Magnoliopsida, Solanales, Solanaceae.
AUGCAAUCCUUAUCCGUUAGGAUUAAGCUUGGUUUUAUUAGUGGGGAGUGCAAACGACUGAAUUCUCAGUCUAUCGAUUAUCGCCAGUGGGUGCGAUGUGACGAUAUGGUUACCUCACAGAUCCUUAAUUCCCUUUCGAAGGACAUCGCGGAUAGUAUUGAGUAUGCAAAUGAUGCUAUUGAAUUAUGGAUAGAAUUGAAAGAUUAUUACGAGCAAACUAAUGCUGCUAGACUGUAUCAGAUCCAGAAAGAAAUAAAUGAUCUGACUCAGGGAGCUCUCGAUAUCACGAACUACUACACCAAAAUGAAGAAACUUUGGGAAGAAUUGAGUAAUAUGAGUAUGAAAGCACAGUGCAAUUGCCAGUAUAAUUGUGGUGCCAAGGAAAAAUUAUACAAGGCAGAGCAGGAUAGGCACUUGAUCCAAUUUCUUAUGGGAAUAAACGAGAUGUAUACAGUAGUGCGUGGAAGCAUUUUAAUGAUUCAUCUUCCUUCAUUAGCACAAGCCUUUUCCUUACUCAUUUACGAUGAGAAACAGAGAGAGAUGCGACCCUCCAAUCAACUGGUUUUUGAGUCGACUUCUCUUCACAUGAAUGCACAAGGAAAUACCAUUUCUAACACUCAAGGGAAUGCUAACUUCAGAACAAACUAUCGUGCAAAUAUCCAGUCCAUUGGAGGCAGAACUUCACGCUCUUUUUGUGAUUAUUGCAAAAUCACAGGACACACUAGAGAUAGAUGUUACAAACUACACGACUAUCCACAGAACUACACUCAGGGUCCUAGAAUUAAUAUCAAAGGGAAACAUAUCAUGGCUAAUGCACAUGGCGCACCCACUGAGGAGUUGUUUGUUAAGGAAGAUGGUUCAAGCUCACAGGACAAGCAGCACAAUGUGGCAACUAUUGGAAUCACAAAGGACCAAUAUGGUCAGUUAGUAAACCUGCUUCAGCACCUUCAAAGUACCAAUGGAGAGGACUUUGCUGACACUCACCUAAGCAGCGGAGCAGUCAAUUUUGUAGGUAUUAUGGUCUGCUCCUCUUCUGUUAGUCAUGGAAGUUCUCAUUGUAAAUGUUUCAGAACUAUGUUUGACACAUGGAUAAUGGAUUCUAGUGCCUCACUAAGGCUGUCUAACGUUGCACUUCCAAACGGUUAUAAGGUCAAAGUGACAAAAGUUGGUGGUGUUGCACUUACAUCUCAAAUCACCUUGCAUAAAGUUCUCUUUGUCAUUGCUUUCAAGUUCAACCUCAUUUCUAUCUCCUCUAUGACUGCAUAUCUAAACUCUCUUAUUGCCUUUACUGCUUCUUCAUGUCUACUGCAGGCCCCUUCAAUAAAGAUACCUUUGGUGAUUGGUAAGAUCAAAGGUGGUCUGUAUCUCCCAUGUUCUCACUUCUUGGAUAAUGGUAGCUCAAUUUCUAAUGUUUCUGUUACCUCUACUCUACUUCCUCAUUGUGAUGUAAAUACUCCACAAUGUCAAUCUCUUUCACCUGUAAAUAGUUUCGCUGAUAAUAAGACACAGUCUACUGCUUUGCAUUUUUAUGAUUUUUGUCAAUGCUCUUCUAUACCUCAUGAUAAUAAUGGUCCUUAUCAUGUCCCAACCAAUAGAAAUCAGAAAUACUUCCUCACUAUGGUGGAUGACUAUAAUAGAGCCAUAUGGACUCACCUACUAAGUUGCAAGAGCAUUGCACUCCAAAUCAUCCAAACCUUUGUAUCUCAAAUUGAAACACAAUUUCAGAAGUCCAUUCAGUCUGUAAGAGAUGUUGUUUUCUAUGAAACUGUCUUCCCAUUUGCUAGUCCACAAUCACAUGUUGCUCCUUUUCCAUCCUCUGCUCCUUUCCUUGAUUCUUUUGACACCACCAAUACUCCACAUGUUGCUCAUCUUGAAUCUUUUCCUUCUCACUCUCCUGAAUUACAAUCCUCCCCUGCUUCUCCAUCUGUAUCUCCACCACCUGAGCAUACACCUACACUUAGGAGAUCUCAGAGAUAA